This is a messenger RNA of Caenorhabditis elegans, 312 nucleotides long. The record is from the annotation of a RefSeq genome assembly. Lineage: Eukaryota; Metazoa; Nematoda; Chromadorea; Rhabditida; Rhabditidae.
CUAAUGUUAACUAAAGUAAUGUUAACUGAAAUCUCUUUGGGUCUUCAAGGAUGCCUUCGUGUGUCCCGCCUGAAAGAUGAGGGAAAAGUUCAAUCAGAGCAGAUCUCGAUUAUCAAAAGAAACUCGUGUGGAGAAGCUCUCGAGGUGUCACGAAAGGCGAGAGAUAUGCUAGGUGGAAAUGGAAUUGUGGAUGAGUACCAUAUUAUGAGACAUAUGGUGAAUUUGGAGACAGUUAACACUUAUGAAGGAACACACGAUGUACAUGCUCUGAUCCUUGGAAGAGCCAUCACGGGACUCAACGGAUUCUGCUAA